Messenger RNA from Mesocricetus auratus (golden hamster), 2466 nucleotides. It is a transcript of the gene Slc25a29, whose product is annotated as solute carrier family 25 member 29. The transcript is spliced from 4 exons. Lineage: Eukaryota; Metazoa; Chordata; Mammalia; Rodentia; Cricetidae. The coding region runs from base 169 to 1089 and encodes 306 amino acids. The record is from RefSeq and is a predicted model, not a curated record. Gene Ontology annotation, molecular function: high-affinity L-arginine transmembrane transporter activity. Gene Ontology annotation, cellular component: mitochondrion. Gene Ontology annotation, biological process: mitochondrial L-ornithine transmembrane transport.
GCGGGGCGCACAGCGCGAGGUGAGGCCCGGCGUGCUGGACGCCAGGGAGCGCUUUCCAUCCAGCCGCCACCCGGACCAGGCUUUGCGCCCGGCUGCGAGACAGCCGGAGCCCCGACGGCCCAGGGGUCCAAGGAGUAGUAGGACUCAGGCGGCUCGUGGAGCCGAGCCAUGGCGCUCGACUUCCUGGCCGGAUGCGCUGGAGGUGUGGCAGGUGUGCUUGUGGGACACCCUUUUGACACAGUCAAGGUGCGGCUGCAGGUACAGAACAUGGAGAAGCCCCAGUACCGAGGGACACUGCACUGCUUCCAGUCCAUCGUCAAGCAGGAGAGUGUGCUGGGCCUGUAUAAAGGUCUGGGCUCACCACUAAUGGGGCUCACCUUUAUCAAUGCACUGGUGUUUGGGGUGCAAGGAAACACCCUUAGGGCCCUGGGCCAGGACUCGCCACUCAAUCAGUUCCUAGCUGGUGCGGCAGCAGGCGCCAUUCAGUGUGUCAUCUGUUGCCCCAUGGAGCUGGCCAAGACCAGGCUGCAGCUGCAAGACGUGGGCCCUGCCCGAACCUACAAGGGCUCCCUGGACUGCCUGGCACAGAUUUACCGGCACGAGGGUCUGUGUGGCGUCAACCGAGGCAUGGUGUCCACGCUUCUGCGCGAGACACCUAGCUUUGGUGUCUACUUCCUCACCUACGACGUACUGACGCGUGCCAUGGGCUGCGAGCCAGAUGACCGCCUGCUGGUGCCCAAGCUGCUGCUGGCGGGGGGCACGUCGGGCAUCACAUCCUGGCUCUCCACCUAUCCUAUGGACGUGGUUAAGUCACGGCUACAAGCUGAUGGGCUGCAAGGAGCCCCCCGCUACCACGGCAUCGUCGACUGCAUGCGGCAGAGCUACCGGGCUGAGGGCUGGCGAGUCUUCACACGGGGGCUGGCCUCCACGCUGUUACGUGCUUUUCCCGUCAACGCUGCCACCUUUGCCACAGUCACCGUGGUGCUUACAUACACCCGGGGCCAGGAGGCCCAGCUAGACAGUGAGGCGGUUCCGAGCACCUCCGCCACCCCUGCUGGGCCUGCCCUGGCCCAGCCUUCCAGUCUGUGAUGCUGCCUAACAUAUGGACAUCCCCAAGGCCAGUUGGCUGAAACCUGACACAGAUAAUGUGGCUUCUCGGCCAGUCUCCUUGCUCCUUGGCUGGUGACAGCAGCCAGGCUAUACCCCCACUGACCUCCUGUUUUCUUAGCUGUAAAAUGGGGACUCUUCCUCGUACACGGUAUAUUCGGGAAGGUCAAGCCUGCCUAAGUUGACACUCCGCAGACAGCACUGCCAGUGAGAAUCUUCCAAGACCUACACUCCAGGGUUCUCUCCUGAGCCAACUGUAACAAGCUGGCCAAGGACCCGCUCCUUCCCACAAUCCCAGGAAGACAUUGGCCUCUUCUUACCAUUAGGGGCAGAGGCCAGUAUGGAAUGCGCCUGGCACUUCUCAGCUGCUGCCCUUGAACUGCAUAUGGGGCUAGGGCCCUGGAUCCUACCUGUGUAGGGCCUACCUGGGGAGCAGAUGGGUUACUGGCCUCAGUGUCUCCACGGUGAAAUUGUGUGACAGCUGUGACAAGAAGUCUUCUCAUCCCUGGGUCUCUAGCUACCUGUCUGUACAAUGGGGACCUUGGUCAGCUGAGGUCUGGCUCACUACUGCCAGUCAGGAUUCCCAAUGAUGGGUAGGCAGAGGGGCCAGGAGAACACAGUGCGAGAUUGCUCCCCUUCCCAGUAAAUGUCCCUGUGAGCAUUCUCAGUGCCUGUGCCCCUGGUCUUAGCACCUGGUACAGUGUAGCUCUCUGGCUGGCUGUGACUGUUGUACAGGGCCCUCUAAAGGAAUAAAGCCUUGUUUUCUAAGUGUGUCACGCUCCUCUCUGCAGGGUGCAAGGGACUUCAUUUCCUUUCUUGCUCUGCAUUCAAGUGGCUAUGGCCUAUGUACUUGGACCUGGCCACAUUCCUGGUCUACAUGGUGGUAAAUGGAGGCAUGAGGGUUGCUUAAAGUAAAAUCACAAGCAUGCCCUUUAGCAAGUAUUGGCUGUCAUUCCAGGAAUUGGAGGCCUGUGGUGGGGACACAGGUCCCCUGGUGAGAGAAAAGUAUGAGAGCGUGUGCCCUGUGAUUAGUCUUUCUCUGUCCUGCCAACUCCCAAAUCAUGACACGGAGACUGACAAAUUAUGACAGCUUGGCCUUAGCUUAGGCUUGUUUCUAACUUGCUCUUAUAACUGCAAUCAGUCCAUUUCAUGUCCUGCUUCCUCUGCAUCUGGCUGGGGACUCCACGUUUCUUCUUCCUAGAGGUCUCUUUGUCCGGAAGUCCCACCCAUACCUCCUGCCUAACUAUUGGCCAGUUAGCAUUUUAUUAAAACAAUCACAGUGACAUAUCUUUCAACUGUAAUAAAAAUCUCACAACAUUUCCCCCCCUUUUGUCUAAAUAAAAAGUGUUUUAACUUUAA